AAGACCUAAAACUAAAACCAAGAAACCCUUUUUCCACAGAGGGGAGGAGAGUUUUCACCCACAAAGCUUCAGUCUUUCUCACAGGAUUAGGUGAAACCAUCUCUCAAAUUCCCUGCAGAUCCCCACAGUGGUGCCAAAAGUGCCAUGAUUUGAUCCAUUCUAACUCCAUCCCACAAAUGGGUUUUGGUUUUUCCUCAGAACCCUUGUUCCUCUUUCUCUCAUUUCUUUUCCUCUUUAGCAACCUUGAAAUCAAUACUGUUGAAUCUGCUGCUGAUUACAAAACUUUGGUAUACAAGGGAUGUGCAAAGCAGACUUUCACAGAUCCAACUGGGGCGUACUCACAAGCACUCUCUGCCCUCUUUGGGACCAUGGUCUCUCAAUCCAUGAAAACAAGGUUCUACAAGACCACCACUGGGACUGCCCAAACCACCAUCACUGGUCUAUUUCAGUGCAGGGGAGAUCUCAGCAACGGUGAUUGCUACAACUGUGUGAGCGGGCUGCCACAGCUAGCAGACAAACUCUGUGGCCCAACCAUAGCUGCGAGAGUCCAGCUUUUUGGGUGCUACAUGUUGUAUGAAGUUGCUGGCUUUGCUGAAGUUUCAGGUAUGGAAAUGCUGUACAAGACCUGUGGUGGAACAAAUAUUGCUGGGAGUGGGUUUGAGGAAAGAAGGGAUACAGUCCUUUCUGUGUUGGAAACUGGGGUGGUUAAUGGCCAUGGUUUUUAUACCACUACUUACCAGUCCGUGUAUGUGUUGGGGCAAUGUGAGGGGGAUGUGGGGGAUUCAGAUUGUGGGGAGUGUGUGAAGAUUGCCGUGCAGAAAGCUCAGGUUGAAUGUGGCAGCUCCAUCUCAGGUCAAGUCUAUCUGCAGAAGUGCUUCAUUAGUUAUAACUAUUAUCCAAAUGGGGUUCCUAGAAGAUCAACACCUUCUUAUUCUUCUCCAUCUUCUUCAGUGGUGACAGGACAAAAUACAGGGAAGACAGUGGCUAUAAUAUUAGGAGGGGCAGCAGUAGUAGGCUUCCUAGUGAUCUUACUCAUGUUUGCUAGAAGUGUGAUGAAGAAAGAAGAAAAAUGAGGAUCUCUGAAAGAAAGAAAAGAAACGAGUUCUAAAGAGGAAGAGUGCUUUUUGAGGUGGAUUCUUCAUUUAAUUCUUUCUAGAACUAGAAUUUUUCCUUUUUUUUUUCAAAUAUGGGAAAUGGAGGGUCUUUUCUGGUGAUUAUAAUUGGUGAAGAAAAAGAUGCAGGAAAAAAGGGUAAAUGUGGGUGGGGUUUCUCUGUCCACUGUUGGGGAAAACAAUUUGUGGGUUAGAGAAGAGUUAGGGCAUGAAAUGUAAACAUGAAAAUUUUCACAAAGGUGAAAAGGGAUUGAACCGAAUUGAAUGUUUUUGGUGAUUUUGAGUAGAUGGCAGAGAAGAGGAAGAGGUGCUUUUGUUUUGGUUUUUGUUUUUGGUCAUCAAGAGGUGGUUUUGUUUGAGCAAUGGUUUUGGUCACUUUUUACCUCCAUAGCCAUGUGGGUGUUUGUCCUUUUUCUCUCUUCUCCAGAUUAUUGCUGCCCCAUUUUCUUCACCUCUUUAUGCUUUGCUUUUUAGAAAGUAACAAUCUCUGUCUUUUCUCCCUCUCUCUCCACUCACAUUUAUUUGUUUACAUAUCUUUUGUUUGUUUUACGUUUGUUACGUGUAUCCCUUUUAUUUUCUUUUUUUCGUUGUCUGCUUGCUUGGAAACCCAAUCCCCAAUAAAUCUUAGUCACACGAUCCUCUUUUCAUGUUCAAUCUAAGCUUAGUUGGCAAGGAACCAUGUGAAUCUUGAGACAGUAUUUUCACCCUUUAAUUCCCCUCAAUUUGUUGCUUCCUUGUUCAAUAAACCUCUUACCAAAACGGAUAUACUAAUGUCUUUUAUUGCUUUUAGUGGUAACUUUUUAAAAAAAUAAAAAUAAAAGAUUUAAAAUUUA
Molecule: messenger RNA, 1945 nt
Organism: Rubroshorea leprosula
Lineage: Eukaryota; Viridiplantae; Streptophyta; Magnoliopsida; Malvales; Dipterocarpaceae
Source: the annotation of a GenBank genome assembly